Messenger RNA from Iphiclides podalirius (scarce swallowtail), 918 nucleotides. NCBI's taxonomy places the organism in Eukaryota, Metazoa, Arthropoda, Insecta, Lepidoptera, Papilionidae. The record is from the annotation of a GenBank genome assembly.
AUGAAGCAUAGCGGAGGAGGUGAUGAAUUUGAAGAACCUGAGCAUCUUAGAAAAUUAUUUAUCGGUGGUCUUGAUUACCGCACCUCUGACAGCUCCCUCAAAGCAUUUUAUGAACAAUGGGGUGAAAUUGUUGAUGUCGUUGUUAUGAAGGAUCCUCAGACGAAGAGAUCCCGAGGCUUUGGCUUUAUAACAUAUUCUCAGGCACAUAUGGUGGAUGAUGCUCAAAAUAAUAGGCCUCACAAAAUAGAUGGAAGAGUUGUUGAACCUAAGAGAGCUGUCCCUAGGGAGGAAAUUAAAAGACCUGAUGCUAGUGCCACAGUGAAGAAAUUGUUUGUUGGUAAUUUAAGGAAUGAAAUUGAGGAAGAAGACCUUAGAAAUUAUUUUACACCAUAUGGUAACAUAGUCUCAGUGACUGUAGUUACUGAAAAAGAUACAGGAAAGAAAAGGGGCUUUGGUUUUGUUGAAUUUGAUGAUUACGAUCCAGUUGACAGAGUAUGUUUACAACAAAGCCAUAAAAUAAAUGGCCGUCGCAUAGAUGUUAAGAAAGCACUGUCAAGGACUGAAAUAGGUGGUCCUAAUAUUGGUGGAGGUGGUAGUCGACGUGGUGGCCGGAGUGGUCGUGAUGGCGGUUGGAACAGCCGACAAGACUGGGGUGGUGGUUAUAAUUCUCGAUAUGAGGAUGACAAUGGUUGGAACAAUCAAAAUCCUUGGGAGUCUAACAAUCCUCAAGGGAAUUGGGAUAAUCACAAUCAAACUAUAAUACACAACGCAUUCAACCUUAUAACACUGGUGGUGGUGGAAAUAGCCAUUAUAAUUCUACGGGGCAUACUUCAACUAGUGGAAACCGCCGAUACUAGAAACAACUUUUGUCUUGUGUCAAGUUGCACUAAGUGGAAGCUAGGCAGGCUGAUGGUAGAG